AAUCGUAUGAUCAGCGGUUUAACAGCACUGAACUGUGUGCAGCAGCCAGCAGUGCCGCUGGUCGGCUGGGGUUCUACAAGUGUGCACCUUCAGGAAAGGGGGUGUGUCGCUAUGAGUGAGGGACAACGUUAACGUUACAUAAGCUGACGUGCAUCGACGGCCUGGUCAAGCUAGUAGACAGUCAGCGUUGCUGUGAUUCAACUGAAGCGGAGCGGCUGGAUCUCGCCGAAGUGGGAUCAUUUUGACAGCGUAAAGAUGGCGGCCUCCUUCCUCCGCUUAGGUCGAGCUGGGUCUCUCAAGUGUCUGCAGUUGGGAACCUUGGGCACUUUGAGAAGAGCGCCUGCUGCCACACUCACGACCAAGCCUGGAGGGCCGAAGAAACCUGAUAAAAAAACGAACAUAAAAAAGCCCAAGGUCAAAACCUUCUUCGAUUUAGAAAAGCUCACACAACACCAGAAGUAUGUGGAGUUUCCCAAGGGGCAGUCAUCAGAUGCUGCCGCGGCUGUAGCUGCGGCUGUUGAACCCCCUCUGCCAGCUGCUGAACCGGCUGCCAUUAGCACUGAAGUUCCUGCCGUAGCCGAGGCCGUCCCUGUAGCUGAUACCGCUGCUCCAGUAACCGACACCGCUCCUACCAUCGCCGACCCUGCUGUAUCAAUUGUUGAAGCUGCCCCAGAAGUUGCUGCAGCUGCCCCAGAACUUUCUACAGCUGCCCCAGAAGCUGCAGCGGAAGUGGUUGCAGAACUUGUCUCUGAACCCAUUCCAGAAAUUAUUCCUGAAGCUGCCCCAGAAAUUGCUGCAGCAGCCCCAGAAGUUUCCCCAGAAGUUGUUGCAGAAGUUGUCUCUGAAGCCAUUCCAGAAGUUGCUGUAGAAGCAUCCCCUGAAGCAGCUUCAGAAGUUGCUGCGGCAGCACCAGAAGUUGCUCCAGAAGUUAUUGCAGAAAUUGUUUCAGAAGCCACUCCAGAAGUUGCUCCAGAAGCUGUUCCAGAAAUUGUUGUUGCAGCUCCAGAAGUUGUCCCUGAAGUGGCCCCAGAAGCCGCCCCAGAAGCCAUUACAGAAGCCGCCCCUGAGGUUGCUGCCCCUGAGGUUGUUGCAGAAGCCGCCCCUGAGGUUGUUGCAGAAGCCGCCCCUGAGGUUGUUGCAGAAGCCGCCCCUGAGGUUGUUGCAGAAGCCGCCCCUGAGGUUGCUGCCCCUGAGGUUGUUGCAGAAGCCGCCCCUGAGGUUGUUGCAGAAGCCGCCCCUGAGGUUGUUGCAGAAGCCGCCCCUGAGGUUGCUGCCCCUGAGGUUGUUGCAGAAGCCGCCCCUGAGGUUGUUGCAGAAGCCGCCCCUGAGGUUGCUGCCCCUGAGGUUGUUGCAGAAGCCGCCCCUGAGGUUGUUGCAGAAGCCGCCCCUGAGGUUGUUGCAGAAGCCGCCCCUGAGGUUGUUGCAGAAGCCGCCCCUGAGGUUGUUGCAGAAGCCGCCCCUGAGGUUGUUGCAGAAGCCGCCCCUGAGGUUGUCGCAGAAGCCGCCCCUGAGGUUGCUGCCCCUGAGGUUGUUGCAGAAGCCGCCCCUGAGGUUGUUGCAGAAGCCGCCCCUGAGGUUGUCGCAGAAGCUGCCCCUGAGGUUGUGCCAGAAGCCGCAGAUGUUGCGGCCGAAUCUGUUGUGGAUACCGUAGCAGCAGAAGUUGCUGCAGAAGUGGCAGCUGAAGCCACUCCUGCAGAAGCUGAGCCCACUGCAGAAGUUGCAGAAGCUGCUGCUGCUGAAGCAGUAGUUGCUGCAGAAGCUGUGAGUUCUGAGGAGCUGGUUGAUGCAGCUCCUGUAGUAGCUGAAGCUGCAGGAGAAGAGCUUCCUACAGAGGCCCCCGCUGAAGCUGUGGAGUCGCCUGAGGCUCGCCUGGAUCCAAUACAGAAGCUCUUCCUGGAUAAGAUUAGAGAGUAUGCAACCAAGAGCAAAUCUUCAGGUGGCCUGGUUGAUGCAGGCCCCGAGUAUCAAAAGAAUUUGUCUGAGGAGAUGACCAAGCUUCAGCGGCUGUAUGGUGGCGGUGACCUCACUAAGUUCCCAGAGUUCAAGUUCCCUGAGCCCAAAUUGGAUGAAGUGGCCCCUAAAUGAAGAUCGUCGAUAUCAAUGUUUUUGGCGUCUGUCUUUUCCAAUGUCAGUAAUGAUCAGCAAAAGAUGUCUAAUAAAAUUCCAUUUUGGGGUACCAUGA
This is a messenger RNA of Conger conger (European conger), 2182 nucleotides long. Its product is annotated as magnetosome-associated protein MamJ-like. The coding region runs from base 256 to 2085 and encodes 609 amino acids. The record is from RefSeq and is a predicted model, not a curated record. Gene Ontology annotation, biological process: proton motive force-driven ATP synthesis. NCBI's taxonomy places the organism in Eukaryota, Metazoa, Chordata, Actinopteri, Anguilliformes, Congridae. The transcript is spliced from 8 exons. Gene Ontology annotation, molecular function: proton transmembrane transporter activity.